Messenger RNA from Mus musculus (house mouse), 16948 nucleotides. It is a transcript of the gene Negr1, whose product is annotated as neuronal growth regulator 1. Lineage: Eukaryota; Metazoa; Chordata; Mammalia; Rodentia; Muridae. Bases 1751 to 2722 code for a protein of 323 amino acids. Gene Ontology annotation, biological process: regulation of synapse assembly; negative regulation of synapse assembly; negative regulation of glial cell proliferation. The transcript is spliced from 8 exons. Gene Ontology annotation, cellular component: neuronal cell body; dendritic shaft; late endosome. The record is from RefSeq and is a predicted model, not a curated record. Gene Ontology annotation, molecular function: transmembrane transporter binding.
GCACUGGAAUCGCUGUUCUGGAUUCAGAUUCUCUCAUUGAUUUGCAAAUCGCCUGGAAGACCUCUAGGAUCUUAGGGUUGAAAAUGAGUGCCAGAAAGGGGGUGGGGGGGGGGGAAGAGUGGACUAUGGGGUGACCCCCGUGCCUUGUACCCUGUUUUGCCCUGACCUGGGCGUAGGCUAGCAGAUCCGCGGGACACUGCUUGCCCCUUGAGGGGUUGAGGUUACUGCUCAAAGGAUGCAGGUCCACCCCAACUGGGAGGCGGUGAAAAAAAAAAAUACAACUGGGACUCUUUAAAGCCGAGGAAUGCCUUGGCUUCAACCGAAUGCGCAAGCCUUCCGCCCAGUAGGCUCAAAUGGGUUAAACUGCCUCUUACAUAACAGGACCGCCUAGCUCCACACAAUUAAAACACUGAUUGCAGCCUCCUCCAACUCUGCAUCCCAGUAAGGCCCGCCCAUCCCUCCCGUUGCGCCUGCGUGUCGCGCGCUCCCGGGCCCAGCACGCGCCCUGCACACUCCAUCUCCCUCUCACAAGUGGACACUCUGUGCUGACACCACACGCGCACACACACUCAUGCGCAAGUUAGUAUCAAGACGCACAGAGAAGGGCAGGCGUUCUCCAGUACGCACAGGCGGACUCACACACGCACUAGCUUUCGGUCGGCAUGCCCGAAUCACUAUACUGUCCCCGUAAAGCAGCAGCGCCGCCACAAUCCCUGCUUAUCUCCAAGAGAGGGUGAAAAGAAAUACCCCCACUAAAGGAAAAAUAAGGAACGGAGGGAAGGAAACAGGAAGGGGAGAGAAGAGAGGAGAGGAGAGGAGAGGAGAGGAGAGGAGAGGAGAGGAGAGGAGAGGAGAGGGGAGGGGAGGGGAGGGGAGGGGAGGGGAGGGGAGGGGAGGGGAGAGGAGAGGAGAGGAGAGGAGAGGAGAGGAAGAGAGAGAAGAGAGAGCUAACUGGCAGUUUAUUAACAGCGCUAUUAGCUAGUCAGGAUUAAAAAAAAAAUACAAGACAACAACAAAAAAAGCCAACUCACUCAGUCUCAGGCGUCAUGAUGGCGCCGACCCCAACUUGAGCACUUUAAAGUCGGGGGCCCGAGGAGCCGAAAGCACCAGAGGGCAGGCCUGGCCCUUAUGCCCUGACUUCCCAGCCCCGCGGCUCGCAAAGCUCUCUAGUUCGCGCUGCCAAGCCGGACUAGACCUCGGCGUAUCCUCAGUCGCCCUAGCUUCCCAGUCCCUCUUCUUUCCUCUUUUUGAUCUAUCUCUUUCGCUUCUCCGGCCCCCCUCCCUGCCUGGUCCUCCAUCCCUGGGCGGGGUUGCUACGGAAACGGCCGCUUGGCAACGCGCGCGAGCCCGGGGGCCGCCGGCCGCUGCUGCGCCCCGCGCUGCCUGCGCCGCCUCCCGCGCUCUGCUCGCAGCCUCGCAGGACGGUGUGCGGCCGCCAGGGAUUAGCCACGCUCCGGACGCGGCCGGGCGCCCCGAAGGAGGUGGAGCGCGGUGCCAGGGGGCGGGAGGGGAGGGAGGGAAGGCAAGCUGCAGAGGAGCAGAAAGGAGGCGAGGCCGGGGAAAGAGGGAAACUACGCCCGACAACUAGGGAGGGGGCGAGAAAGAGAAGAAACCCACCCACCCACUCAGAAAAAGGAAAAGAGGAAAAAAAAUCUCGUGUGGCGCGCCGCCUGGUUAUCGGGCAGCCUCGCCAGCAGCAGGGGGUGGGAGCCGACGCUGCCGGAGAGCGAGCAGCCUGGCAGGCACGGACAUGGUGCUCCUGGCGCAGGGCGCUUGUUGCUCGAACCAGUGGCUGGCGGCGGUGCUUCUGAGCCUGUGCUCUUGCCUCCCGGCCGGGCAGAGCGUGGACUUCCCUUGGGCGGCCGUGGACAACAUGCUGGUGAGGAAAGGUGACACAGCGGUGCUCAGGUGUUACUUGGAAGAUGGAGCAUCAAAGGGUGCCUGGCUCAACAGGUCAAGUAUCAUUUUUGCUGGAGGUGACAAGUGGUCAGUGGACCCUCGAGUUUCCAUUUCCACAUUGAAUAAAAGAGACUACAGCCUCCAGAUACAGAAUGUUGAUGUAACAGAUGAUGGCCCGUACACCUGUUCUGUGCAGACCCAACACACACCACGGACAAUGCAGGUUCAUCUCACUGUGCAAGUCCCACCGAAAAUAUACGACAUCUCAAAUGACAUGACCAUCAAUGAAGGAACCAAUGUCACCCUUACUUGUUUGGCCACUGGGAAGCCAGAGCCUGUCAUUUCCUGGAGGCAUAUCUCCCCAUCAGCAAAACCAUUUGAAAAUGGACAAUAUUUGGACAUUUAUGGAAUUACAAGGGACCAGGCUGGGGAGUAUGAAUGCAGUGCAGAAAACGAUGUGUCGUUCCCAGACGUGAAGAAAGUGAGAGUGAUCGUGAACUUUGCGCCUACAAUUCAGGAAAUUAAAUCUGGCACUGUGACCCCUGGACGCAGUGGACUGAUACGAUGCGAGGGUGCAGGUGUGCCGCCGCCGGCCUUCGAGUGGUACAAAGGAGAGAAGAGGCUCUUCAAUGGCCAACAAGGAAUUAUCAUUCAGAAUUUUAGCACAAGAUCCAUCCUCACAGUGACCAAUGUGACGCAGGAGCACUUCGGCAACUAUACUUGUGUGGCUGCCAACAAGUUGGGUACAACCAACGCGAGCCUGCCCCUCAACCAAAUUAUUGAGCCUACUACCUCUAGUCCUGUCACAAGUCCAGUGGGUUGAUGAGCCUCUGUUUCCUCAGUGAAAACGCAGCUGCUGAUAUUUGCAAGUGCAUACAGACACAACAUUCUGACUCUCUGCAAGCAUUAGAGUGUUAGCACAGGGACGCAGCAUUCUGAUGCUUUGUAAAGGUAAGAGUGUUAGCACACAGACGCCAUUUUUCGAUUCACUUGCUGUCAGCACAACCAUAGCUUCAGUUUUAUCAAUAAUUUAUUACAAACAUCCAAGCAUGAGUGACAAAGAGAAAAAUAUGUUAAAAAUAUUACUUCAACUUAAAGACUGGCCCAUCAAUGCUGCUGAGUGCAUACAACCUAAACUUUCUACUCUGUUGUAUUGAUCUUGCAGUGAGCAAUUGAAAGCAGUGCACGGGCACAAUUAUGAAACAAAGGCUGUAAGGUACAUGGGGAAUUAAUAUAUUUCACAUACACGCUUCUUUUUUAGAGUAUUUUAACAAGUAUGGCUUGGUUAAUCAAAUAGACUCUGAUGCCUGGAAUUCUGUAUUAAUGUCUUAAAUGUCUAAGAUUUGCACCCAAAACUAAAGGGACCUGGCUAACUUUCUUACAUGGGAUUCUCCAAGCUCAUUGACGGGGCAAAUACAAAUCUCCUUUUUAUUAUCUAAUAGCCAGUUUUGCAGAAGUCAAUGAGCUUGCUACAUGUUUGGAUUAAAUAUGCAGGUUAAAAAAAUGACUACAAAAUAAUCAAAAUGUUCUCUUCAUUUUAUUCCUUGCCCUCAAAGGCACUCUUCAACUUCAUCUUUGCCUAUAUCAGUAAUCAUCUACCAGGUCCACUCUUUAGUCCUAGACUCAUUUUUUAAAAAAUAUGGAAUGCUUCAUGAAUUUGCGUGUCAUCCUUGGUCAGGGGCCAUGCUAAUAUUCUCUAUAUCAUUCCAAUUUUAGUAUAUGUGCUGCCAAAGCGAUCACAAGUCCUAGACUCAUUUUAACAUUGUUGCAAGGUUUCAGAGAAAAUAAAUUAUGUCUUUCGAGACAGCCCUAAGAAAUGAAUUCACAGAGACGUAGUCUUCAGAUACUCAUAGUACUUCUUUCCAGAAGACCUGACCUCUGCCCUAAUAACCAAAGUGUGAACCUAGGUAUAUAUUCAAGUUUGUAACAAACCUGAAAUUUAAAUAAAAUUAUCUUUUCCUAAUCAUUAACUAUUUCAAAUAUUUUGCAUUUGGAAAGCAAAACAAGGGCUCUGUUGAGACAGAGUGGUAUUACAGGUAGGGGAUUAUUACAGAAAUGUCUCUCAUGCAUUAGAUCAAACAACUGAUUUGGUCCAGUAGGCCUGUGUGUGUGUUGCCAAGGGAUGGGCAUUCUGUGUAUGAUUGUGACCAUGAAUGUCCACAUUCAGAGGGCGACCUAAGGUUGUUGACCCUCACCUUUAUGUGAUAGGGUCUCGGCUGAUGUACACACCAGGCCAUCUGGAGGGUAGUCUUUCAUUUCCGAUAGGCUCAUGGUAUUACAAGCACUCCACCCUCUUCAUCUGCCUAUUAUGUGGAUUUUGGAUAUAUGAACUCAAUCAAUAGGGUUACACAGCCAGGACUUCUCCUGACUGAGCCCUAACUCCAGCCCAACAGUCUUUGGAUGUGUUUGCUUCUUGUUUUUUGGAUUUACAGUGUCCCCUGUUAACAAUUAAGACUCCAAAAUAAAGUUUUCAAGUUGAAUCCUUAUUCUACAAAGAGAACUGUAUUAUUUAUGAGUUCUACAACCAUUGAUUUAAUAAGGCUGUAUGUAGGGACAUGUUGGACAGCCAUGACCCAUAUAUGACCUGGAGUUUAUUAUGAAGAACUAUUUUGUUCAUUUUGAUUUGUUUCAGUAUAAUACACCACAUUCUUUGCUUUGUGGUCUAUUUAUUUCUUUCUCACUACUGGCUGAUGAGAGAUAAGAACUUGCCAAAAUUGUAUCUAUGUGCCUAAACAUCUUGACUCAAAGUGACUCUCUAUAGCAAAGGCUGAAAGACAUUACAUGGUCCUGCAGGGCUCAUGGGGAGGUGAUACUGUAAUGUGACUCUUACCACACUAGCACAAAGUUCUCCUGGAGGUAGAAACUUUGUGUUUUGCCUUCUGUGAUGUGGGUUGUUUUAAACUUUCAAAAUUACUGAGUCUGGAUCCUUAAGCAGGUAUUGAGAUAUAACUACUUAGUCCAUUUCUGAAGAGAGUCUUCAGAAUUUAAAAAAAAUUUUUUUGGUAUUUUCUUCAUUUACAUUACAAAUGCUAUCCCCGAAAGGCCCCUAUACCCUCCCCCUGCCCUACUCCCCAACCCACCCAAUCCCGCUACUUCACAAGACCAGGGCCUCGCCUCCCAUUGAUGGCCAACUAGGCCAUCCUCUGCUACAUAUGCAACUAGAUACAUAGUUCUGAGGGUACUGGUUAGUUCAUAUUGUUGUUCCUCCUGUAGGGUUGCAGAACCCUUUUGCUCCUUGGGUACUUUUUCUAGCUUCUUCAUUAGGGGCCCUGUGUUCCAUCUGAUAGAUGACUAUGAGCAUCCACUUCUGUAUUUGCCAGGCACUGGCAUGGCCUCACAAGAGAUAGUUAUAUCAGGGUCCUGUCAGCAAAAUCUUACUGGCAUAUGCAAUACUGUCUGGGUUUGGUGGUUAUAUAUGGGAUGGAUCCCCAUGUGGGCCAGUCUCUGGAUGGUCCUUUCUUCCAUCUCAGCUCCGAACUUUGUCUCUGUAACUCCUUCUAUGGUUAUUUUGUUCCCCAUUCUAAGAAGGAAUGAAGUAUCCACUCGCUGGUCUUCCUUCUUAGGUUUCAUGUGUUUUGCAAAUUGUAUCUUGGGUAGUCUAAGUUUCUGGGCUAAUAUUCACUUAUCAGUGAGUGCAUAUCAUGUGUGUUCUUUUGUGAUUCCGUUACCUCACUUAGGAUGAUAUCCUCCAGAUCCAUCCAUUUGCCUACAAAUUUUAUAAAUUCAUCGUUUUUAAUAGCUGAGUAGUACUCCAUUGUGUAAAUGUACCACAUUUUCUGUAUCUAUUCCUCUGUUGAGUGACAUCUGGGUUCUUUCCAGCUUCUGGCUAUUAUAAAUAAGGCUACUAUGAACAUAGUGAAGCAUGUGUCCUUAUUACAAGUUAGGACAUCUUCUGGGUAUAUGCCCAGGAGAGAUAUUGCUGGAUCUUCUGGUAGUACUAUGUCCAAUUUUCUGAGGAACUGCCAGACUGACUUCCAGAGUGGUUGUACCAGCUUGCAAUCCCACCAACAAUGGAGCAGUGUUCCUCUUUCUCCACAUCCUCACCAGCAUCUGCUGUCACAUGAAUUUUAAAACUGUAAACAUGGGAGCUUGAUGGAUAAUGUGUCUACUGCACAGGCAUGAGAGUCGGGAUUUGGUUCCCUAGCACCCAUGUGAAAGCAAGGCCUGGCAGCAUGAGCUUCUAUGCCAGCACCGGAGGGGCGAGGAACCACAGAAAGAUCUUUGGGGUUUACUGGCCAGUCUGUAUAAUCAAAAAUGGAAGUUCUGAGUUUAGUGGGAGACUCUUUCCAUAAAAUAAGAACAAUAGAGGAAGAUACCUGAUGUCCACCUGCACACACACACACACACACACACACACAAGAUGGGACAAGGUGAAGGGAGGGAGAGGGAAAGGGAGAUAAACAGAGACAGAGAGAGAAUAAUUGACAUUCAGAGAUGAAAUAGGCCCAACAAAGCUCUGAUUUUUAGUUACAAUUUUGUUAGGCACCCAAGGAAAUUUCAUUUCUCCAACAUAAACUCUUGUUUAAAACUAACAUUGUUUAGGUUCUGCAUAAUGACAAAGAAUGAAAAAUAGGUUCAGACCCUGUAGUGUCUCUAGUCUCUGUGUCUACUCUGCUGCCUCAAGAGUAGCUGUCCACCAAAGACAUCUCUCUGAUAGGAGCUCAGUUGCCUUUGAAGUGACUUUGAGUGCAACCAGCUACAUCCAAAUGAUACAAAUAAUGGAAUCCAAGAGACCUGGCAGGCAGCUGGGUAGAAGCACCCACAGCUCUCUCCACUGAGUGUUCUCAUGGUUGAGGAAUGACCCCAGGGUCUCCUCUGAUUACAGCAAAUGAGCUCAUGAGUGGCCAUGAGUGAGCACACUGAUUGGGCUUGGCACAUUCCAUGAUCAGUUACACAUUAGCUUUUGGAAAAGAAUGGCCAGACUCAUUGGGCAGAAAAUACAGAAGCGGGGUCUUUGGCAGAGGAUGGGGAUACACAGCAGCUGGAGGAGUUGCAUUCCCAUAAUUUACUGGUUGGGAGAGCCAAGCCAGACCUUUCAUGGCUGUGCUUCCCACAUCAUUUUUGGUGGGACUGCAGGUGGGAAAAGGAGACCACAGCAGUCCCUCUUUAGGCAACAGUAAAGCGGGGGGGGGGGGUGGACAUUUGCUCCAGGAUGACUGCAGACCAGGUCUGUCUGGAGAUAGGAUAUUAAUUUUCACUUCAUAAACUAAUAGACCUGGGGUGUUGACUAGUUCAACAUACACUCUUCCUUGCUAGAACCUUUCUAAGCUGAAGGAAGUGCUAGCAUGUUUUACAAGGCAGUAAGUUUGAUGGCCAUAAACUUCAUCAUAGUGGGAAGAGAGAAGAAUGACUGGACCCUCCCAAGGAAGGGAGCUUUGGAAUAAGGGCCACAUCCCGGUGGUUAGAGAAUAUCAUGUGCUUCUGUCCCUGUAUUUUACCAGUUUGGUUUUACUGAUGGCCUGUGCUCACUAGCAGCAAGUUUUAACUUCACACAGUAUUGUCUCUGUGAAGGAUGGAGGUUCAAGGUGAAUACUAGCAUUCUUGACUAAGCCAUGGACAUAUAGAGUUACAUACCCACCUUGAAGAUAACCAGACAUUAACAAAUAGUAAAGGGUUCUAUGAUGAGGCCAUGGGACAGUAAAGGUUUUGCUUGGAAAUGUGAGAUAUUUGUUGGAUCUUCACAUCACCCUCCUCCUAAACAGCAUGUAUUUACAUCUAAACACUUUAAAAUUCUAUUCUAUCCCUUAUUUAGCAUUUUACAACCUACAGCUUAUAAGCUAUAAGAAGAGCAUGAGUUCUUAAAGGCCCAAAUUUAGAGAAACAACAAAUCAAUUUUAUCCCAGGAAUCAACUUCACUGAGAGUGAUUUAUUCCUAAGAAUAGAUUAAAACCCUGUUGCCAAAAUAUUUUUAAUUUUUUUUAAAAGUGAAGUUCUAGAAGUAUAGAAUCACAUUGUUUCAUUUUCAAAGCAAUCCAGAAACGGUACUAUUUGCAAAUAGACAUAUAAUGCAAAUGAUUGCAUAUGAUACUAUUUUGGAAGACUAAGGUGAAACCACAAAGAUGGCCAACAGUUCUUGUAGUAUUUGCACAGCUUCUGUGGCCAAAGACUGCUUCUCUCUCUCUUUCUCUCUCUCUCUCUCUCUCUCUCUCUCUCUCUCUCUCUCUCUCUCUCUCUCUGUCUCUCUCUCUCUGUCUCUCUCUGUGUGUGUGUGUGUGUGUGUGUGUGUGUGUGUGUGUGUGUGUGUGUGUGUGUAUGUUCCACAUGGAAACAGGGAUGAGGCAGCUCCAUUGGGUCAUUGGCACCUAUCAGCCCCCAGUUUGAAGAUCUAGCAGAUAUCACUUCAGCUGGCACUUUUGAUAUUAAAAGGCUUUUCUCACCAUUUCUUGCUAGCAAAGAAUGUCAGCAUCAUGGGAACCAGACACAUCAUACUUUGGUUUUCUAAUUCCUUAAAGUUGGCGCUAAAGAAAAACCAGAUUAAGCAUAGUCUUGAUGCACUGUUUUGAUUGAAUCUCUUCUCCAGUGUUAGGAAUAGAUGUUAGCAAAGUCUCAGGCAGUUUAAGGAGCUGUGAAGGGUGGUACAAUGUGGAGUUUCUGCAUAGUGAAAUUCACACACUUAUUCCACUGACAGGAUGUCAUAGGACUCUGGUGAUAGAUAAUGAAUUCAUGUCUUGUUACUGUACAUCUCCCUGUCAUAUGAACAGAGCAGAAGAUAAUCAAAUAUUCAUCUUUUAUAGAACUAUCCCAAUUUGGGGUCUUUCAGGGACCCCUGGGAUGCCUGCGUCAGAUGUUUUUCUUUGUUGAAAGCAUGACACUUAGAUUAAAAAGAAUGCAGACUAGAACCAAGCCACAAUAAAAGAAAAAAAAACCUAUGAAUCCAAAUAAUCACUUCAUCAUCUAUGAAAAAAGUCAAAGGAAUGCAAAGAAGGCAGGAUAUAUUUUUCUAGGAAGGAUGUCAGCCUUCGGUCCAAGUGUACCCUCAUUUUUCAAUCCCCUCAUCUGCAAACUUAUGCUACAUUGAAGUGAAAUCCAGACAGACUUGUUAGCAUUUUUGGUCUGAAGACUGUCUUCCCAAGCUGGUCCAAGCUCCCUGUGAGCCCACCUCUGGCCUGUAACUUCUCAGGCUGGUCCCAGCACAGUGUGAACCCACUCCUGGCCUCUAGCCUGUCUGUUCCCUCCACAUCCUGUGCUCUCCUAAGCUGGUCCCUGAUUCCUGUGAACCCACCCCUGGCCUCUAGCCUCUCUCCUCCUUCCACGUCUUUGCUCUGGCUCUGCACUGCUCAGCUCAUACUACACUUUGUUUCCUCUUACUCUGUUUUAGAAUGUUUCACGUAACUUAGAAUUAGCCCUUGCUUCCUAACAGAGCCCAGCUCACUGAUGGCAUCUUUCAUAGAAAAAGAUGUAGAAAAAUUAUAAUUACAAGGCAAACGAUCGGUCACAAACCACGAGUUAUCAGUAUUCUCCUAGUCACUUAUAACUGUAAGUUAUGGAAGAAGAGAGAUCCACUUUCUAAGCAUGAAGCCUCUGGAAUACUUUUAUGUCUCAUGCACACAAGUGGCAAAGUGAUGUUCACCUACGUCCAUUGGAUGUUCAUCCCUGGUAGUUUAAGCUUAGGGAAUGUUGGCAGAACAACUGGCUAUCUUAUUUAGAACAGUGUUCUAGGGAAUAUGACUGAAGAUGCCAAUAUGAUGCAUCUUUUUCACAAACGCAGCUGGAUAUAACACAACUGGAUACAUAGGCUCACAUAAUCUGUAUAUGUUAUGUAAUGUAUGUAUGUAAUGGUGGGGAAGGAGCCUGAGGCCAUACUGCAUCCACAGUCAGGAAGGAGAGAGAGGUGAAUGCUGGCUAUCACCUCCCUUUUUCCUUUGUAAUUAGUCUGGGACACUCGUCCACAGUACAGUACUGUUCACAGUUAGGAUAGAUAUUUCUAUGUCAAUUAACUACCUAGAAUCUCCUUCUCAGACAUGUCCUCAGGCUUGUUGCCAUGGUGAUUUUAAAUCCUGUCAAGUUGAUAACCAAGGUCAACCAUAAAACUCCUGACCUUGGGAAUUAGUAGAUUAUGAUUUUUCCAUUUUAUUAAAUUUAAACUUUUGCUGGGCCUUUGUUGUAAUUUCUACAUAAUAACUUACCUCCAAUGACCUGCAUCAUCAGCAAGCUUGUGGCAUUUAAUAAGAUGAAUAUAGUUAUUCGUUUUGAUAAUAACAUAGAUAAUGCAGGUCUUUAGUAUGAAUAAUAUAAGAAGAAAGAUCCAAAUGUUUAAAGAAGGAUUGUGUAUCUACUUUGUAAGCUUAGACAAUUGCUACCUAUGCCAUGUGAAGUCAUGGUCCUAAGUCUUCCUACAUUCCAGAAACAUAGCACAAGCCUCUCUUUCCAUUUAUCGUAGAGAAAAGAUACAGAAAAGAAGGUAUCAGAGUCAGUUUCCUGAAUUUAUAUUGAGUCUUAAUUUCACAUGGCCAUGUGGCUGCCUUUGAGUCUCCACCCCCUCAUAAAGGCCAGCAUUCAACCAUAACUUCUUUACUAGGUCAAAACUGAUAUAGCUGGAGUGAGGGUGCUCACUGGGAGCCACAUGCUAGCCUGGUGGACAAAGACCCUGAUAAAGACACUAUCAAAAACAGCAGCCAGGUUUCUCUUGGUGUGAAGCCAAGGUCCGCUCCUAGCUUUCCCAAGUGAGACUGUACAGGAAAAAAAAAAAGGUAACAACAGUGGGAAGAGACAUCAGCUCAGAUACUCAGCUUGGGAUGUGAGGAAAUAUGUCAAAGGAGAAGUCUGGAGACAUUCCCACCCCUGUCAAGGUCAGAUGUGCUUAAGGAAGAGAUUAUAAGCUCAGUUAGCACAGGCCCAGAUGCUGGGUGGCUUAGCAAGUCAAGUGAGGCUCAGCCAAAAUACUUUUGCUUAAGAAAAAUAAAAACUGGAAAUAGUUCAGAUUGUUGAGAUUGAGAGAUGCACAGAGUGACAAAGGCAUGUGUAAAGGUAUGUGUAAAGAUAUGUGUAAAGGUGUAUGUGUAAAGGUAUGUGUAAAGGUGUAUGUGUAAAGGUAUGUCUUACGCGCGUUCGCAACCGGCCAGGAAAGACGCAACAAGCCAGAAUCUUCUGCGGCAAAGCUUUAUUGCUUACUCAGGAGCAAGAGAGGAAGAGCGCGGCAGAGAGAGGCAGAGAGGAAGAGAGAGAGAGACUCAGAGAGACGCAGAGAGAGAGGCAGAGAGAGGGAAAGAGACGAAGAGAAAGAGACGAAGAGGCGAAGAGAGGGAGUGCCAGAACCCCGUCCCUUUUAAGGAGAAUUAUCCUCUGCCUAGGACGUGUCACUCCCUGAUUGGCUGCAGCCCAUCGACCCAGUUGUUAUCAAGAGAAAGGCAGAGCACACGGCGGGAAAACUGCCCCUGCACAUGUGCAGAUUAUUUACUACUUAGAACACAGCUGUCAGCUCCAUCUUAUAAUGGCAAAUGUGAGUGCGGCUCCCCACAGGUAUGUGUAAAGGUGUAUGUGUAAAGGUGUAUGUGUAAAGGUAUGUGUAAAGAAUCUGGGAAGUGCCCUCAGUUGUAAGUACCUUUCUCUGCUGAGCCAUCCUCAUGGCAGCCCCAUAGAUGCCACAUUUUAAACAGUGCUCGCAAUUAUUAAGUACCGACAGGGAGGCAAUCCAGAUAUUGAGAUCUAAAAUCCAUUAUCAUGGGGCUGGGGAGCUGGCCCCAUGGGUAGAAGUGUUUGCCCUAUGUGUAUCAGGACCUUAAUUUGAAUCCCUGGGCCCAUGUAAGAAGUCAAAUUAGAGCAAAAUCACUACAAAAUUGCUCUGGUCUCCCAAGCAGAAAGAGAUGAUUUACAGAGGACUGGGGCUGGCAAUCUGCUAGGUCGAUGGCGGCAGGUACUACAAUGGACCAGGAAGGACUCCAUUCUACAGUGCCAGCUUCCCACCAAGCAAACCAGUGCAUCCCUUGGCCAACAACAGGAUGCUCCAGGAUUCAGAAAUCUCAUCAUUAAAACUUUUCUCUAGAAAAAAAAUCUGCCUUAAUUUGAAUCUUAAGACAGCAAAAGGUAACCCACCUUAUGAACCCCGUACUAUCCCAUGACCACAAGGACCACACAAUGCCUGCCUCCCUGCCUUUUAUGUCCAGAGUUUGAAUCGUAUAUGAACUCCUAUCAACCAUGCCCAGAAACACGACUGCAAGAAAGUAGGGGAAUGCUAUCUAUUUUUUUAAAUUCUCCAGUGACUGCCAAGCUAGAAAAACUUCAGAAAUGUUAGAUAAUAUGUCAAAUAAGCUAGCAUGUAUAUGCUGCACCUUAAAUGUGAAUGUAUUUUAUCAAAAUGCUUAUUUCUAGUGCAAAGAAUAGAGAAACAGUCGCCGCACACUUACCUUCUCAUGAAGAAUGCACAUGAAUGAACACAAUCUCCUGAAUCUCGGGGAAAGUUUUCUUACGCUUAAAAAGGAAACCUUUGCUCAGUCUCACCACAACGCAUUUCCUAAUGUGUGCUGUGUGCGUAGUUCACAGUGAAGUACUCAGACUUCCAGUUUCUGAUCCAAACCUUGCCAUUCAUAAGUCCAUAAUACUCUUCAUUAUUUUCAUUUUGAGUCAAUUUGGUUGAUGUGACAGAAAUGGGGACAGUGUGGACCAAGUGCAUGAACACACAGAUGCCUGAAAGCCAGGGACACAGCGUAAAUAACUGCUCAAGGGUUUAGCAUGGCAAUGGGUAAAAGGCUCUGGAAACAAAAUGACCAGAGAAGCUGCAGGAAGCAAAGCACAGGUGAGCAAACAGCACAUGAGCUCCUCUACCUGAGGGACAUCAUAAGGAAAAGGGGCAAAGCUGUUUCUGCCCUAAAGGAGAAGAGCUUUUAUCUGGUGCCUUGUGGUAUCAAACAAGGAAUGGGUAUGUCAUUCAGCUUCCUGUUUCUCUUAGUUAAAGUCUUAUUGCUGUGAUGAGACAUCAUGACCACAACAACUCUUGUAUAGAACAACAUUUAAUUGGGCCUGUCUUAUAGGUUCAGAGGUUUAAUCCAUUAUGGCCAUGGUGAGAAGCAUGCUAUCAUACAGGCCGGCAUGGUGCUGGAAACAGAGCUGAGAGUUGUACAUCUUGAUCUGCAGGCAGCAAGGAGACACUGUCCCACUGGGCAUAGCUUAAGCAAAUGAGAUCCCAAAGUACUCCUCCACAGUGCCAUACUCCCUCCAACAUGGUCACACCUACUUCAACAAGGCCAAGCCUCCUAAUAGAGCCAUUCCCUUAGGGUCAAAAAUUCAAACACAUGAGUCUACAGGGCCACUGCUAUCAAGCCACCACACUGAUGGUGUGACAAACACCCCAGAGAAGCACCUGGAAAGAAGAUGGUUCAGUUCCUUUGUUCCUGUCUUCAAAGGUUCCACUCCACAGUCACCUGACUCUGUUGCUUUAGGCCUAGCAAACGGGAGUAUGCAUCACAGGAGGGUACACUGGCCCCUGCUCAGACAUGGCAGUCCAGAAGCAACACAAGAGGGAAGAAGCUAGGUCAAAGUACAGCCCCCACGUCACACUAGAACCCCUCAAGUAAGUCCCACUCCAAUGUAUCCAUUAUGUCCCAGCAACAAAUCAAUUAAAAACCACCUAGAGACCAGCCACUCAUGGUUUCAGCAUCCCUAUGACUCUCUCAGUUCCCCUCAGCCUCAGAUAAGCACAGCUAUGCUUGGAAGCUGGGCCUGUAUCACAUGAGUCUUGUGGAAGCUCUUGAUCCAAGCCCCAACAGUUAGCUUGUGGAACAAUUUCAUAGAGAAUUCCUGAUUUUCCUCUCUAGGCUGCUACUAUUUCUUCCCAAAACUAUAAUUUGUUCUUAUUCCUAGAAAAACUUGAUAUUUGGGGGAAAAUAUUUUAUUUUCAGUAACUUUAAAAAUGUAAGAGUUUCUAAUGCUUAGAUUCUUCCUCUGGCCACUUCUGUCUCUGAAGAGUGAGGCCAAUCAAGGCUCUUACCUCUGCAAAGCCUCCUUUCUACUUGAGACACUCAGGUAAGCUUAGUCGCUGUCUUAGUCAGGGUUUCUAUUCCUGCACAAACAUCAUGACCAAGAAGCAAAUUGGGGAAGAAAGGGUUUAUUCAGCUUACACUUCCAUACUGCUGUUCAUCACCAAAGGAAGUCAGGACUGGAACUCAAGCCGGUCAGAAAGCAGGAGCUGAUGCAGAGGCCAUGGAGGGAUGUUCUUCACUGGCUUGCUUCCCCUGGCUUGCUCAGCCUGCUCUCUUAUAGAACCCAAGACUCCCAGACCAGAGAUGGUCCCACCCACAAGGGGCCUUUCCCCCUUGAUCACUAAUUGAGAAAAUGCCUUACAGUUGGAUCUCAUGGAGGCAUUUCUUCAACUGAAGCUCCUUUCUCUGUGAUAACUCCAGCUGUGUCAAGUUGACACAAAACUAGCCAGUAAAGUUGCUCUUCUGGCCAAUUUCUGCACAUCACUGUGUCUCACAGCACAGUAGGGUUAAAGGUGACUAAAGAUUUUAGGGAGUGUAUAGUUUUGGAUGCAAUAAUUUAAAAUCCACUGUUAGUAUUGGAAGUAUUAUUAUAUUGUUAAUCCCCUGUGUUAGCUUGUGGUUGUUUCUGGGGGUUUCAGAAAAUAUAGGAGUUAGUACAUUUGAUUUUAUAGUUAGCAUUUAGGACACAAAACAAAUGCUGAAAUGUCUCUUUGUGUCUCAACAGGCCUUAGACACUGUCCCAGGUGAAUCAAGUCUUGUUCUUAUGAUAGAUUGUCAGAAUGAUCCCAGUGUUCCAGAGUCUGAGGUAGGGGGACCACAAGAUGGAGGCCAGUCUUGGACACACAGCAAGACACUGUCUUAAUAACAAAGCAGCAUUUUAACUGUGGAACCAACUGAUCUGCCAGGGGCUAGUAACUCCCAUAACACCUUAGGGUGUGUUUGACUCGAAUGUCUGUCUCCUCCUUUGACAGUGUGAUUUCCAUCACAAUUGUGGGUCAAGCAGUUAGGACAAGUUACACAUCCUAAUCCUUCAAGUUCUUCCCACAUCAGAAGAGAUGAGGUAGGUUCCUUCACUGUGGAUAGAUAGAGGGUAGAUAAACUUUGAAAAGAAACAUAUACAGAUACAGAUAACAGAUACAGGAAUUCUUACCAAAAAAUGCUAUAUAAACCUUAAAUUUAGCCAUUCAAAGAAUCUGCUUUUUAAAAAAGGACUAAUACCACACACACACACACACACACACACACACACACACACACACACAGAGAGAGAGAGAGAGAGAGAGAGAGAGAGAGAGAGAGAGAGAGUUGCAUGAAAAGAUGGCACAAUGUAUAUAUUGUCAGAAAUAUAAAGUAACGGUACAAUGUUUUAUGCACCUGUUAUCAUGGUCACAGUCAGUUCAAAAUCCAGCUAUUCCCAGUGCAGACAAGACAGUGGACAAUAGGCACACUCACUGUUGUCUGAGAGGGGCAAAUGGCAUGGCCAUGCUGGGAGAUAGCUCACCAGUUCCUUAUAAAAGUAGAUUAAAAUCCACCAACUGCUCUCUUCUGAAUGUUCACAAAAGAAUGUGAACUUUUCACACUGCUCACAUUAAAUCCUGCAUACAGAGUCAGAAGUAGUUUUGUUCAGGUUUACACCAAGUUGGAGACAAGAUGAUCAACUAUGUCACGCUAAGUCAGUAGAUUGUUAAUCAACUGAAAAUGAUAAAUGAGAUACAAGAACGAAAGGAUGGGGCUGAGAAAAGCUUACAGAGGAUGAAUAUGAUCAUAUGUAUUGUCAUUUGCCCAAACCCACAAACUGUGCUGCCCUGAAAUGACUUCGGAUGAGAGAUGGGACUUGCUGUGACCAUGACAUAGUAGGGAACAUAAAGUGUAUGAUGCAGAGUUCUGUACAUGUGUAUUCAUUGAGGACAUAUUGGGAAUUUCUUUACUUUCCACCGGAUUUGGUUUGAAGCAAGAAACUUCAUAUAUAUACACAUAUACAUACAUAUAUAUAUACACAUAUACAUACAUAUAUAUACAAGACAAACAUUUGAUAGCAAAGAAUGAAGCCAAAGGCCAUUCCAUUCCAUCUGCUCCCAUGUCCAAUCAUCAGCCAACUAAAUGAAAAUUCAAGUGCUGGACCACUUGCCCAUCACCUUCUCACCACUGGGCAAAGUUCAUCCAUGGUACACUCUAAGUAUAACCACAUUCCCAAAUGUUAUAGCCUUGUCACUGGGUCUAAACAGAAUAGGUUUGUUCUGUUCUACUCAGCCCCUCUUCUGAGUUUGUGAAAGAUAUUUUAAUAUCAGGAAAAUGUGGACCUAGUCACAGUGGAAGCAAGAAUCACUCUGAGUUUCAUUUUUCCCAUUAACUGUAUUUUUCUCAGUAUUAGUAGCCCUGAAUGUCUCCUUCUCUCAAGAAGGGAGUUGAACUAGAAGACUAAGGUUUAUAAGACCUGCCAACUCUCUCUCAGCUGCAACAUUGUGGAAGAUUAUCAAUACCCAUGGGUAAAAACAAAUAACACGUUCCUACAGGGGAAACCCACACUGAGAAUCCAGCAAUAAAUUUUUGUCUUGAACACUUGAGCUGCACACACUUUCUGGUAAUAUCUAUUAUACUAAAGGCCAUUUGUAAGGUUUCCUGAUCUUGAUUUAUUCCAGUCUGGGAUUGCUUUCUGAAGGGAUAAUCUCAUUUAUGAUAUUGCCUUUUUAAGAUGGAGCAAGCAUUAUAAAGAAAGAUAAAUUUACACUGCCAACUAAAUGCAAAUGAUCGCUAUUUUGAGAAAAGCAUUUCAAGACUCUCUUUUAUACAGAGCUAUGGAGAUUCUAGUAUGUCUAAGAGUUAUAGACAAUAGCCAUGAAUAAAAUAGGUUGCCACCAGGGUGUGAAAAACAAAAUACUGUAUGAAGGGCAAAUUAUAUCCAAAUUGUUCUAGAAGUUAAUACUUGGCUCAUAUUUUAUCCAUGUGCCCCCCCCCCAAAAGUAAUCUUUAGAAGGUUCAAAUCACCAUGGAAAUUAGCAACACCCCCCCCCAUCUCCACUGUGGGAACAAGAGACAGGGUAGAUGCUUUCUAAUAGAAAGUAUAGGGUUCACAGUCAAGGGUCAGUGUCCAAAGUCAUCGUCUACAGGGUACAGGAAUAGUUGACCUCAGAGAA